UGUUUGGGUUUGUAAUUUUACAAGAUAAAAUAUAGGUAACCCAAAUAAUUGUGGUUUUUCACAAUAGUCGUUAUUGCAAAUUGACUGACGUUGAUCGCGUUAUCGUAUCGAAUUAAACUAUUAAUUUGAGUAAAUAAAAAUUGUUACUACUAAAGCUGUUCAAAUCCAAGAUAGUAAAAUCUGGCAAAAUCCGUAAAAAUUCAAACUUUUAUGCAAAAUCAUGUUUUUCAAUGCGUGUUGUUAGUUAAAAUAAUGGUCGUUCACUGAAGAAACCCUAUGCUCUAACCUGGGAAACAAGAUUGUUAGAAAAAUAUAAAUAAUGCAGGGACUAAGCAAAUUAUUUCCAACCACAGAGGCAUUUAUUGUUUUCGCACUUUAUAUUAUACUAUUUGUGUUUCAAGGUGUUUUUAUAACAGCAUCAAAAACUGAAAAUGGAGCCUACGAUUAUAAUACAACACUAGUAGUUUUCCUCACAGAAUUACUGAAGCUUUUCAUAUCGGCCGCUUUGUACACCAUCAAAAGGGAGAGUAAGCCAAAUAUUUUUAGGGCAAUAAUAAUUAACAGGAAGCUACUACUUCUGUACUUUAUUCCAUCGCUGCUGUACUGCUUCUACAACAACUUGGCAUUCAUUAACCUAUCCCACUACGACCCCACCACGUACUACAUCCUGCUGCAGUUCAGAGUGGUCCUCACAGCUCUCAUAUUUCAGGUUCUGUUCAAGAGGCAGCUGACUUUUAUCCAGUGGGUGUCGCUGGGUAUACUCACAUUUGGAUGCAUGGUCAAGAACUUUGAUGCAACGUCGGUCAAGUCUCAGCAGGAUUCUGAUGUUGUGUCUCAAAUAUUCAACAUAUACUUCCUGUCUAUUAACUUCCAGAACUUCUGUUCAUGCCUAGCGGGCACGUACAACGAGUAUCUCCUAAAAACACAGGGACAAAAUGUAGAUAUAUUCCUUCAGAAUGUGUUCAUGUAUUUGGACUCCGUGUUGUGCAACUACUUCAUAUUACUCUUCAAAGGCGAGGCAGGCGAAAUGUUCAAUGAUUUUAAAUCAUUAGGAGACAUUUUUGUGAUCCUCAUCAUAGUUAACAGUGCCAUCGUUGGAAUAGUCACUAGUUUCUUCCUCAAAAACUUAAAUUCGAUUUUGAAAACAUACGCUAGUGCCUUGGAGCUGGUCAUAACGGCUGUGGUCUGUUACUUGCUCUUCAACAUACUGAUCACAUGGUACACUAUCUUCUCGAUAUGUUUAGUGAGCGUGGCGGUGGGCAUGUAUGUGAAAAAUCCUGUGAAUAAUUCCAAUCCCAGUCAAGUAGAGAAAAGAGAUAAAGAACCGCUGUUAGAGUCCGUAACCAGUGAUUGAACUUAAUAUUUUUAAUUGCACUGCUAAUAAUAUUAGUAUUGAGCUUAGAAAAAAAAGGUAUACAAUACACUGCUAUAAUAUUGGCAAUAUUUGGAAAGGCAAUAUUAGGUUUACAGUAUUUCUAGUGGUCUUUAGUGCACAAAACUUUUAUUUCCUGACAAUUUCUGCAGAGGCUUAUUAUUAUGUAUAUUUUUAUUAUGUAGACUAUGAUGGAUAUGUGCACUGUAUAAUACAGUAUUACAAAAAUUUUUACUCUUAGAUAUAAGGAUACAGCUACGUAUCAGUAAGAUUUUAUUAACUCGGAAAAACUAUUACAAAUGUGAAUAGGUAUGAGCAAAAAUUCAUACAAAAAAGCGUCUGCCAGUUGUGUGUCCUUCAAAUGCUUGGUGUAUGACUUAAAUUUUAAUAUUAUAAUUAUUUACAUAAGUUGUAGUUAUUA
Aricia agestis (brown argus) is the source of this 1793-nucleotide messenger RNA. RefSeq names its product UDP-galactose transporter senju (gene senju). Gene Ontology annotation, molecular function: UDP-galactose transmembrane transporter activity. NCBI's taxonomy places the organism in Eukaryota, Metazoa, Arthropoda, Insecta, Lepidoptera, Lycaenidae. The transcript is spliced from 4 exons. The record is from RefSeq and is a predicted model, not a curated record. Bases 320 to 1354 code for a protein of 344 amino acids. Gene Ontology annotation, cellular component: Golgi membrane. Gene Ontology annotation, biological process: pyrimidine nucleotide-sugar transmembrane transport.